Molecule: messenger RNA, 2007 nt
Organism: Nicotiana attenuata
Lineage: Eukaryota; Viridiplantae; Streptophyta; Magnoliopsida; Solanales; Solanaceae
Exons: 8
Coding region: 415-1602 (395 amino acids)
Biological process (GO): regulation of peptide transport
Cellular component (GO): membrane
Source: RefSeq, a predicted model, not a curated record
UCCGGCCGGCUGACCGACAACCAGAAAUAGAAAGAACUUAAAGAGGAAAUGAACACGACCCUUUUAACUAAUUAUUUGACAUUUCCAGAAAAUUUUGUAACUCUCUUACCAAUUUUCCCUCCAUUAUUUCCGAUAUUAUUGGCUUUCUUUUUUUCCAUCUUGGUCUUAAAAACGUAGCAAUUCAGCAUUCAUAUAUUUCUAAAAUAAUAAAUUCAUUCAUUCAUUCAUACACCUAACAAUCCAAACCAAACUAUUUAGCCUUUGAGUCAGAUUUGAGUUUUUGAAGAGUCUUCUUUACGUUUUAUUACAAGUUGAAAAGCAAUUGGAAAACUAAAAAGUUCAGAUCUUUGGUUCAAUUUUUGUGAUUCUUGAAAAUACCCAUUUGGAUUUUGAGUUAAUUUUUUAUUUGUUGUGAUGGGUUGGAGAUACAAAGCUGGUCUCUUUCUUAUUUCAGCUGUUGUUGUUAUUUGGGUCACCUCUGCUGAAGUUACCCAGGGCAUUUUCUCCGAAUAUAAGCAGCCAUUUGCAAUCACAUACCUUGGAGCUUCUUUGCUGGUAAUUUAUCUACCUGUAGCAUUUCUUAAGGAUUGGAUAUGCGAUUUGCUGAAGAGACGCUGUAGUAGAGCUGGUAACUCUGAGACUGGCAGUGAGUCAUAUAUGAGACAUAGUAGUUCUCCUCUAAAGCAUACAGUACAGAAAGUCUUCGAGAUAGAAAUCUUGAAAUCAUUGGAUAGGAAAGAUAGCGAAGAAAAUCUUUCUGCCGAGGAAGAAGGAAAACCUUUGGUUGCUAUAUGCAACGGUAAUUCCGAUGAUUUAAAGAACGGAAAAGAGAUAACCACCUGGCAAAUUGCUCGUUAUGGAUUCUAUCUUGCUCCUCUCUGGUUUAUUACUGAGUACCUGUCGAAUGCAGCGCUUGAGCAUACAAGUGUUGCAAGCACAACCGUACUAUCUUCUACUUCGGGACUAUUCACUCUUUUUGUAGGUGUAUUACUGGGUGAAGAUUCAUUAAAUAUGGCAAAGGUAGUUGCAGUCUUUGUUAGCAUGUCAGGCGUUGUGAUGACAACUCUAGGAAAAACAUGGGCGACUGAUGAAUCUAAAUUGGAUUCUUCCUCAAGUGGCGAACGUUCUCUCCUGGGGGAUCUCUUCGGCCUUCUAUCAGCUAUGUGUUAUGGGCUGUUCACUGUGCUUCUUAAAAAGUUUGCUGGCGAGGAAGGAAAAGGAGUAGAUAUGCAAAAAUUGUUCGGUUAUAUAGGGUUGUGUACCCUUGUGACCAUGUGGUGGCUUGUAUGGCCAUUGACAGCCCUAGGUAUUGAACCCAAGUUCACAAUACCUCAUUCUGCUAAAUUGGAUGAAGUUGUUUUGGCCAAUGGACUUGUAGGAAGUGUUCUCUCGGAUUACUUUUGGGCACUGUGUGUUGUUUGGACAACUCCAUUAGUUGCAACCUUGGGCAUGUCUCUCACAAUUCCACUUGCGAUGGUGGCUGACAUGGUGAUUCAUGGACGUCAUUAUUCUGCUAUUUACAUUCUUGGCUCAGCACAGGUAUUUGCAGGAUUUGUAAUAGCUAAUAUAUCAGACCGGAUUUCAAAACUUAUGGGACUAUAACAUUUGCUGGAAUUCCCUUGGCUCAAUACAGAGAUCCCUUCAUCUUUUAUUAGUACCACUUCCUGCUUCAUUGUUCAAGAAAAGGUGGAGUUAUCGGACAGUUGAAUAUAGGCGUUGGAUUGAUAUGUACCGAUACAUGCCUAUGGCAUAUAAAAGAGGCGAAAAGAUAGCCACUAUACUACUGGUGUUUGAGACUGCAAAAAAUUGAAUAACAAUGUAUUCAUUGUUGUCCUACAUCUUAAGCUUUUGAUCUCCAAAUGUUUUUUUUUCCCUUUUGAUAGUUGUUUCUCAAGUUGUCAUUUUUUAUGCAAUGUAAAUAUUGAGUGGUAAGAUAAUGUUUGUUCAAUUCAAUACUGCUCUUCAUCGCCCAACAGUCAGCUUAUACAACACAAGUAGUUAUAUGCA